GCCGCCGCUCUGAGCCCUUUGAAGUCCCCAUUUAAUGUAGAGAGCUGCAUCUCUCACAUUUGAUAAGACAGUUGGGAGCCGUCGAGUAAGCGUCUACAGAGAGUUAAAUAUUCCAAAAUAAACAUUACAUUAAAGUUUUGGAAAGUGGUAGCCUAUAAUUGAGAGAGUUUAUAAAAAAAUAUAUUUAUAUAAUAAGUGGGAUAAAUAAAUAGGCACGCGCGUAAUGGCAAAUCUUUUUUCCAACAAAACCAUGAGGCUCAAGUGGAUGCGCGUGUCUCUUUUGAUCUUGGUUCUAUUCCUGGGUGACUCCCGCGGCUCCCAGGUGAAGUUUGGCCGCUUGGACCGGUGGGUGAAGACCGGGUUUCAGUACCUGAAGUUAAACCUGUGCCGCAGGGUAUCUCUGUCUGAGGGCGAAUGUAAGCGUCUGUCCCAUCUUCAGCUCAGCGGGGUGGCCGUGUACGUUUCCGAGCCAAACUCCGAGAAAGUACUCGCCAUUCUCCCAGAUUCCUAUUCUUCAGGGAUGCUACCACCAAAGCAGGGCGGUUACGGUAUGAGUUCGGUACUGGAGGACAGUAGAAGACAUCACGAUUUCUUCCCGGGAUCGACUGCGCAUGAUGCCGUGUUGGUGUUGGAUCCCAGUCCCGGAGAGAGUUUCGGACAUCCUGUGGUUCUCUUUUAUGUGGACCUAAACACGACCAAGAAAAAAUGUGCACAUAUGGAUGGAAUUUAUUUAGGAGAGGAGUGUCUGACCCUGGCCCUAAAGAGUCGCUGUCAGAACCAGCUGAAGCGUCGUCAGAGCGGCAGCGAGAGGCUGGCGGGGAGCGGGCGCGCCCGCAGGGCUACCGUGUCGAGGCCCAGGAGCAGCCCGGGGAGCGGGCGCGCCCGCAGGGCUACCGUGUCGAGGCCCAGGAGCAGCCCGGGGAGCGUGCGCGCCCGCAGGGCUACCGUGUCGAGGCCUAGGAGCAGCCCGGGGAGGAUGGAGCGCAGCGGGGCUCUCUGUGAGAUACAUUUCCUUCCCAUGGUGGUCGGGGUCAGGGACAACAACCGGACGCAGAGGCUACGAUGCGUGGACCACCCAGACUUUGCCCAGUGCCCCCAGCCUCUGCCCCUCACCAGCCCCAACCUGCCCGUGUCCAGCUGUGAGCUCAACAAGAACACCAGGCGAUGCCACCAGCAGCCCCUGGCUACACACCUGUCCUGUCGUCUCUACCAGACCUGUGACCACGCUAUACUGCUCUCAGGUGGAUGGCAGCAACAGAUCACGUACCAGCAUCACGUUCAGAACCUGCAGCUCUUCUACAGGAUGCUGAGGAACAACGGUUUCCACAGAGAUCACAUCAAGACCUUCUUCGCUGGGAACGGACAGCUCUCAGAGGAGUGGGUAUACCCAGCUACAGAGAAACGAGUGAUAAGGAACCACAUCUCUUAUAUCUGUGGGAAGCAGCACUGUGCAGAUUCCCUGGUCCUCUAUCUCAACAGCCCCACCAGGAACGACGGGACCAUGCUGCUCUGGGACGGCAACUACAAUGGCAUAGCGGACCUGAAGGAGCGCUACAGUGUGGGAGAGCUGCUAGCGGACUUGGCAGGCUGCAGGGCGAGACGAGUACUAGUCUUCGUAGAGCAGAGUUACAGCGGGGCGCUCAGUAAGAGACUGAAAGCAUCUCUGAAACACCUGAACGUGGUGCUGCUCAACAUAGCCGACAGCUGGGCCUCGCUGCACCCAGCAACAUGCCUUAGAGACCACCUGAGUAAGGAUUCAGGGAUGUCCCGCCUCCUCGACCCCAAAUCCAGCCUUUUGGAUGUCAACCUAUCCGGUGCGCCCUGUAACACGACUCCACCUCUGAGCGAAGCAGAGAUGAGGAAGGAGUACAUGGGCUGUCAGAACCUACCCACCGCCCUGUGGUACCAGAACCACAACCAGAACCUCCCCCCUGCUCUGUGGUACCAGAAUCACAACUAGAUCCUCCCGACCACCCUGUGAUACCAGAAUCAGAACCUUCCCAUCGCCAUGUGAUAUCAGAACCUCUGCACCGACCUGUGGUACCAGAACCAUAAACCACAACUAGAACCUACCCACCAUCCUGUGGUACAAGAACUACAACCAGAACCUCCCCACUGCCCUAUGGUACCAGAACCCCCCCACCACCCUGUGGUACCAGAACCACAACCAGAAUCUCCACACCGCCCUGUGGUACCAGAACCAGAACCUCCCCACUCUCCUGUGGUACCAGAACCACAACUAGAACCAGUACCUCCCCACCGCCCUGUGGUAUCAGAACCACAGCUAGAACAUCCCCACCGUCCUGUGGUGCCAGAACCCCCCCACCCCCCUGUGGUACCAGAACCACAACCAUAACCUUCUCAUCACCUUAUGGUACCAGGACCAGAUCCUCCCCACUGUCCUAUGGUACAAGGACCAGAUCCUCCCCACUCUCCUGUGGUACCAGGACCUGAACCUCCCCACCACACUGUGGUACCAGGACCACAACCUCCCCACCACACUGUGGUAGCAGAACCGGAACCUCCCCACUGUACUGUGGUACCAGGACCUGAACCUCCCCACCACACUGUGGUACCAGGACCAGAUCCUCCCCACUCUCCUGUGGUACCAGGCCCAGAUCCUACCCACUGUCCCUGUGGUACCAGGACCAGAACCUCCCCAUCACCCUGUGGUACCAGAACCACAACUAGAACCAGUACCUCCCUACCGCCCUGUGGUACCAGAACCACAACCAGAACCACCCCACCGCCCUGUGGUACCAGAAUCACAACCAGAACCUCCGCACCGGUCUGUGGUACCAGAAUCACUACUAGAACCUCCCCACCGGUCUGUGGUACCAGAACCACAAUCAGAACCUUCACAGCACCCUGUGGUACCAGAACCACAUCCAGAACCGACACAGACCCCUGGACAGAAUUUUAUUUUGAAAGAACACUCAGACUCAUACACACAGACUCAUACACACACAGACUCAUACACACACAGACACAGACACAAAUAACAAGACAAGAGAAGACCACACACACAGACAGACAUACCUAACAACACAAGAGAAGACCACACACAGACAGACACAAAUAACAAGACAAUAGACAACACACAGACCGAAUCACAGAGAAGGCUAGUUGCUUUGUCAAUCACACACUAGAUGAUGGCUUGUCAUCGGGAGUCGUUUCUGUUACAACACAUUCUUAUUCUUAGUGUAUCUUUUGAGCCCACAUACAUAUAGUACCGCAGGAUUUGUGUUAGUGAUGGAGGAAAAAAGUCCCGUUACAUUUCGCAAUAUUAUUUUUUGACGAUAUUAUAAUUGAUACUUUGACUUCAAGUAUCGAUUUUAAAAAAAUAAAAAUGAAAUAAAA
Molecule: messenger RNA, 3360 nt
Organism: Oncorhynchus nerka (sockeye salmon)
Lineage: Eukaryota; Metazoa; Chordata; Actinopteri; Salmoniformes; Salmonidae
Exons: 7
Coding region: 224-1960 (578 amino acids)
Source: RefSeq, a predicted model, not a curated record